GUAGCGUCUCAAUAAGAUUAUUUUAACGUAGAAAGUACCCGCCGGAAACUUUUUCCGUAUAUAACUGUGUCCUAUGCAGCAUUCUACCUAGGCUUGUUUUUAUUCACACUUUAGCUAAACCAAAAUACAUACGUAUAUAUAGUUCCGCAAAUGGUGCUCUCCCCAAACAGUCUAUAAAUAGCCCCAUACGAUAAUGCUCAUUUGGCUAUUCAUCUAGGGUGGCAAACCGUCAAUCAUACUUUCUGCAGACAUAUUUUAAAUAAACGUUUCCUAUCAGUUGUGUCGGCGUCGCGCCACUUAAUUCUAGUAAAUGUACGUUGAAGUUUUUAAAGAACACUGAGCACAUGUUCGUAUAGAUUUUUUUUACCGCUCCUGGGCGUGUGGACUUUCCAAUAUUUUCCGAAAGAUGUCAUCCAAUGAAAACGUGUGAAACCUAAAUUCAUCCGAACGACAAUGCUAAUCAGUAGAUUGGUUGCUAUUGAGACAAAGAUAAUUCGAUGCUAGCACAAGGCCCGCUCCGAUCUGAGAGAAUGACGAUUACGUGCGCUAAGUUGGGCAAAAUGUCAGCUGUUAGAACAAGCCACUCAGGCGAUGCCCCAGCGGGUAGCAGCCGGCACCGAAUAUCUCAAAAGAAAGUUCAGGUACGAGCAUGGCCUCGUGAGAAGAAGCUUGAGAAGUUGGCUUUGUAUUCAACUUGUAAUGAGGAGGGGUGUUCAUGUAAUGGCUACAAGAACCCUCAUCAGCCGGUCAGUCAAGGAGCGCAUGGUGGGGCUCAGGUCACGACCGCCACCCUCAUCGAUCCUUGUCGAAGUUGUGAACAUCCGAUGACUCAGCAUGUCACUCAGCUUAGUACUGUUGAAAGUGCCGAGAUUGACAGAUUAUUAUGUACCGUUGUCGAUGUGGAAAACAUGUUUGUCUGCCUCCACAAAGAGGAGGAUGCUGACACUAAACAGGUUUAUCUGUACCUCUUCAAGCUGCUAAGAAACUCUGUCCUUCAGCGAACCCGACCAAUUGUACAGGAGUCUUCGUUGGGAACGCCCCCAUUUGAGUCGCCCUCAAUUGCUAAAGCUGUACACAACCUCACGGCGUAUAAAUUCAGCCACCUGUCACAGAAAGAAGCGAACGCUAUGAAUGAUUUAGCUUUGAUGUUUCUGAAUUGCCUAAACUGUUGGAGGCUCGAAACGCCCGCAAAGCACGCUUUGAAAGUUCAAAGCGGCCAAGCGAGAGCCGAGGAUGAUAUCAGCUAUUAUAGAACUAAUUACAAUCGUUGGCUAUGUUUCUGUCAUGUCCCAGCUUUUUGUGAUUCGCUACCGUAUCACAAACCGACGAACAUUUUUGGGAAAGCUCAUCUGCGGUCAACUUUCCAAACCGUCCGUCGUCAGCUGAUGGACAAAUUAGAAACGGAGAACGAACAUAACCUCAGCGAGAAACGAGAAAUGGUGUUAAGUUAUUUCCCAAAAUUCCUCAGUGCACUUGAACAAGAAGUGUACACUGACUCAUCCCCCAUUUGGGACCCGGAUUUUUCCGGGGUUCCUAACGUGGGAAGUUUUGAGAAACUGAACGUAGCCGCUUUGGCUAGCGCGGUCUCUGCCGAUGGUUAUACCAGCUUAACAUUUGGACCCGAAGCGACUAAACGACGUGGCGCCGACUUGGAUACAGCGAGUUCAGGUGCGCCUCCACCCAGCAAGCGUUUACGAAUUGAAGGUGACUUGCCAAUGGAUCAAGUUUUGCGCGUGCUUGAGGUUGUAACCGAACCUUCAGAGAUGGUGGGUCCAGCAAUCGGCGAAGCUGCUCGAGACGAAGCUGCGCGCAAAGAAGAACGACAAGGCAUUAUUGAGUUUCACGUUAUUGGAAACACUUUACGACCUCCCCCCGAUACGAAAAGUUUAGAAUGGCUAGUUGGCUUGCAGAACGUCUUCUCUCAUCAGCUCCCACGCAUGCCGAAAGAGUACAUUACGCGCUUAGUGUUCGAUCCGAAACAUCGAACGCUGGCAUUGAUAAAAGACAAUAAUGUUAUUGGGGGCAUCUGUUUCCGCAUGUUCCCGUCACAGGGUUUCACCGAGAUCGUGUUUUGUGCGGUAACGUCAAGUGAACAGGUCAAAGGCUACGGUACCCAUCUAAUGAACCACUUGAAAGAUUAUCAUGUAAAACAUAACAUUAACUAUUUCCUAACUUAUGCUGAUGAAUUCGCUACUGGCUAUUUUAAAAAGCAAGGAUUUUCGAAGGAGAUUUCUCUGGCAAAGUCGGCGUAUCUAGGCUACAUCAAGGACUACGAGGGCGCAACAUUAAUGGAAUGUGCUUUAGAUCCCCGCAUUGUAUACACGGAAUUCACCCACGUGAUACGCCAACAGAAGCUAAUGGUUAAAGCGUUGAUAGCGCAACAGCAAAAAACCGUGAGGAGCUAUCCUGGUUUGACGUGUUUCAAAGAUGGAGUGAAGCAUAUUCCAGUGGAGCAGAUUUCCGGCUUAUGUGAAGCUGGUUGGAAGCCCCCUGAGGGCUUCUUUGCUGAGAACGUGGAUUCACAGCUACGCAGCAUUCUGAACCAUAUGAAAGCUUACCCGGCAGCUUGGCCAUUCCUUAAGCCAGUAGAGAAACAUGAGGCUCCUGACUAUCACGAGUACAUCAAGUAUCCCAUGGAUCUGCGCACGAUUAACGAACGACUCAAGAACAAAUACUAUCUUAAUAAGCGUAUCUUUUAUGCAGAUAUGAUGCGCAUAUUCGACAACUGUCGAACUUACAACAGCCCUGAGACUGAGUACUAUCGUUGCGCAAACAGCUGCGAACGAUUUUUCCAGGGUAAAUGGAAGGAAGCGGGCUUUUAUGAGUGACGAGCGAAAAUCACUUUGGAAUGAUUUAUCAGCAAUCGCAAGUGAUUUACACUAUUUUGUACAUAUAUGUACACAACAGUGCACCUUAUGUAGUUUAGCUGGCUAUCUAAUUUAUUCUGUUCGUUGAUGCAACGGUCAAUACGUACGAU
Varroa destructor (honeybee mite) is the source of this 2977-nucleotide messenger RNA. It is a transcript of the gene Gcn5, whose product is annotated as Gcn5 acetyltransferase. Gene Ontology annotation, biological process: positive regulation of transcription by RNA polymerase II; chromatin remodeling. Gene Ontology annotation, cellular component: ATAC complex; nucleus. NCBI's taxonomy places the organism in Eukaryota, Metazoa, Arthropoda, Arachnida, Mesostigmata, Varroidae. Gene Ontology annotation, molecular function: protein binding; histone H3 acetyltransferase activity. The record is from RefSeq and is a predicted model, not a curated record.